AUGGUUCAAAAUACUAUAGUCACGAUAGAUGAUUUUGCUACUCCAUCACAUCAUAGAAUAAAUUCAAACUUACCCUUAUCUAAUAACACUUUACAAAAUGAUAUUCAAAAUGCUGUGAGUAUUUUAAGAUGA
Messenger RNA from Funneliformis caledonium, 132 nucleotides. Lineage: Eukaryota; Fungi; Glomeromycota; Glomeromycetes; Glomerales; Glomeraceae. The record is from the annotation of a GenBank genome assembly.